AUGUUCUCUUAUCUGCGGCCUCACCGACGCAUCCCAUCGACCCCAUCGACCCCUUCAUCCCCAAAUCCAGAGGUACUUGCCUUCGAACCUCGAGCGCGUCCAACGGACCAUGGACAUCCAACACGACUCCAAGACGUUAAAUACGAAUAUGAAAUAUCAUCGAGUUCCUCUCCUCCAUUUCUACCUCCAAUCGCACGAGUUUCAAGCGCGGGGUAUGGAAAUACAUUUGAAAAUUUGAGUUUCUCUGGGAAGAUAACUAGCAACGGCCAUGAUCCGACAGGGCAGAACUGGGACGCGAAAACCAAUAAUGGACAAAAGGGAGGUUCGGAAUUUGGAAUCAACCAGAAAUCACCAUCGUAUGCGAGCAACCAGAGACCUGAUUCUGCGGGAAAUGGGGGAACAGGCUCUAUGAAAAAUACUGGAUUUGACCAUUCCAGGUCACAAUCCAACGCCAACUACGAGACAAGCACAAAGAAAUUUCUUGGGUCAAUGAUCCCAGAGUCAGAUAUCAAAUCUACCGGGAGACGGCCUACGGGUGCUCGAAAUCCUUCCCCACCGAUCGAGGCGCCUCCUCCACACUCAUCUAGAGCAAGGCUGAAGAUGCUAAAUCCCAUGGCUCUCCUGGCUCGACGGAGAACCUCUCAAGCUAUACCUCAAUUAACACCGGAAUCACUUACUACAAACUUGAGCUCAAAUGACAAUUUUGAUCCUAGAAUCAAAGGGACCGUUGUACACGACUUUAGUGCUCCAAGAGGACCGCGACGAAAUAUCUCCUAUAGCGAUGUCAGUGCCGUGGAUGGGGCCAGAGCGUUUCAAAGAAGUCCUUAUGCAGAUUCGACAACGAGUGACAAAGCAGGGAAUCAUACACCGGUGUUCACGGAGAACUUUGAAGAGGAGCAGUAUCCUGCCGCGGGACCUCACGUACGGAAGACUAACGACUUGUCUGAUCUCACUGCACCUAAACCUCCGUAUGCAAGAGAAAGUCGAAGACCCGCGGAUCAAAAUUCGACCUCGAAAGGUAACGAAGAGUUGCAGAACCAAGUUGGAGACCUGAGGAGGCUAAGUGCACAAAAUUCAUCCACAGAUAUUGGGCCUCCGGUAACGCUGAACGUCGAAAUUCCUGUCCCAGUUGAGUCGAAACGUAUAUCAAUUGAUCCGGUGGCGACUCCACCUAAGUCAUAUCCGUCAUCAAGACAGAGUGGACGGCCACGAAAUGUAUCGGAUGUUUCAGCAAAGAAUGUUCCAAAACAUAUGAGGAGUACAUCAUCAAGGUUCAGUUUCGACAUGAUAGGAGCUGCGGAACAGGAGCGUUUACUUGAAGAUAGACAUCGUCAAAAGGCAUUGGAGAAAAAGAAUAAUCCGGACAACAACGACGAUCAACAAAUUCAUGACGAGGACGAAGAUUUUGAUUAUGAUGACAUGAUGGAUGAUGAUGGUUUGGAGGAAAGGAUACCGGGUGUUAACGCUGAUUAUGAUGAAGAUGAUAUUUUUGAGGGGUUUGAUGGUGGGUAUGAAGAAGGCAUACCGGGCAUUAAUACUACUAGCUUGGAAGAAACAGAAGUGACACAAGAACAGCAAGAGAUAGAACAAAUAUUCCCCGUUGAAGAUGGAGUGCAAGCAGGUCUGCUGGAUGGUAAUGUCGCAGGCUUUACCUUUCAACCGCACGUUGCGAGUCCGAUGAGCCCAUAUACUCCUGGAGCUGCGACAACGCCUCGGGAUUCUAACGGACAGAUUAUUGGGUUUGCUCUGACCAAAUAUUCGCCCUACCUUACAUCAAACCCUCCUAAUUCUGUCCUUACGCCGAUCUCUCCCGAUGGUAAUAUCUCUUCUGCGGACAAAAAGCUGUUUGAAGAGCACAGAGCCCCAGAAUCGAACCCUCAAGGUCUUGGUAUAGUCACUGAAAUUUCAGAUGAAUUAGGAGAAGAGACCAUACAACAGCAAAGCUCUAAGUCGGCAUCGUUUCCUCAUAUGUCAGGACUCGAUGCUGAUGAUGAUCUAUAUUUUGAUGAUGGAAUUAUUGGUCUGGGAGGGGAUGAAGGUGAGGAUGCAGGCGGUUUUGACGAAUCUGUAUUUGAUAACAAUGAUACGGAUCCAUAUGGGCGGCCUAUAAAAGAUCAAUUCAUGGUUACAGAAACGUCUGAUACGUUGGCAACCAGCUCUACGGGUUUAUUAGACGAAGUGAAAGAAGACGCACUAUUACUAGAACUAUCUUCGACGACUAAUCGCCCAACUGGGGGUUUAGCACCACAGCCAUCCUUUUCGGACAAUAAGGCCUCAGCCGCGGCACCGGCUCAAUUAAUAACCCAAGGUUUAACGCAGGAUAAACUUGCUGCAUACCAAGCUUCUCUGGCAGCAGCUGCUUUCAGUGCAGCAGCCAGCGGUAAAUUCCGCCGUGAUAGCACGCAAAGUGUAUUUCACAUCGACUCGGAUCGCGAAGAAAAUCAACCUGGCCUAAUUACAGAUUCUGGUCAGACUUCUUCCCACUAUGACCAUAUAUCUCCAUCUUACGAUGAUGAUUUUGAUUACGAUGAUGCAUUAGAGGACGAUGAAUUUAUCGCUGCUGCUAAUGCAGAAGCGCUAGCUAACGAUCCGGAUGGGUUUUAUGGGCAGGAAUUCGGCUUUUAUUCGCAGCCUGCGGUUAGCUCGGCAGAAUAUAUAAAUGGUGGAUAUUUUGUUCCUACGGGAAUGGAUGGCAUCAUACGAAAUCAAAGCGGCAGAAUCGCAUCUCGAGAACCUAACCUCACACCUAUCACCGAGCGCUCGGAAUAUUCGAACCGCAAUUCCCUUAUGUUGGGAUCCCAUCUACAUGCGCCGUCAGGUGGCUCUCCGAUGAUUAGUCCAGGCUUGGCACAAUUGAUGAUUGCGCAGGAUUAUGAAAGGGCGUCGGAUAUGAGCUUGGAAGCAUUAUUGAAGUUGAGAAGUCGCGCAUGGGGUGGGAGUCAGGCGAGUGUGAAGAGUUUGGGUAGUAAUGGGAACGGAAAUGGUAGUCCAAAGAGUGUUGAGGAAAGUGGUAGCCCUGUGGUUGGAGGACCGCUUACGCAGCCGCCUUGGGGACAUCGGAGGAAGGGUAGUGCGUUUAAUCUUGUGAGUGAGGAGGUGGAAAGUGAGGUUGAUCACGUGGGGAACCUGACCACGAAUAAAUCGUCCCCAGAAUUGGGACAUAAGAUUAUGGAGACGAGAGAUUCAUCGUCGGGAAACGAACACGAGGGAGUAGCUGAGAAGGCUAGGAGACCGUCAUAUACCAAACAGCAUCAAUCCACUCCGAGCGCGGAGUCCAUCAGCUAUACCAAGGAAGAUGAUCCGGUGAAUGGCGAGCGAUGGGUCUUGGAAAGGAGGCGAACGGUAGAUAGCGGGGAGGUGGAAGUUUUAGGUCGAGAGGUUCUUCAGGGUGGUGCUAUCUAA
Sclerotinia borealis F-4128 is the source of this 3402-nucleotide messenger RNA. NCBI's taxonomy places the organism in Eukaryota, Fungi, Ascomycota, Leotiomycetes, Helotiales, Sclerotiniaceae. The record is from the annotation of a GenBank genome assembly.